CCAGCGGCCCCACAAUGCCAGGCGGGGGAGCCCCUUUCUGAGCAUCACCGCCUCGCCUCGCUCAAAGGGACACACAGGAGAGAAAUGCAAAGGGAUGUAAGAUGGCAGAGCUACAAAUGCUAUUAGAGGAGGAAAUCCCUGCCGGCAAAAGAGCGCUGGUGGAAAGCUACCAGAACCUGUCGCGGGUGGCGGAAUACUGUGAAAACAAUUAUGUUCAGGCUCAAGACAAGAAGAAGGCCCUGGAGGAGACCAAAGCCUACACCACCCAGUCUCUGGCCAGUGUGGCCUACCAGAUUAAUGCCUUAGCAAACAAUGUGCUGCAGCUGCUGGACAUCCAGGCCUCGCAACUGCGACGCAUGGAGUCCUCCAUCAACCACAUCUCCCAGACGGUGGACAUUCAUAAGGAGAAAGUGGCACGUCGAGAAAUUGGCAUCCUGACCACAAAUAAGAACACCUCUCGCACCCACAAGAUCAUCGCCCCGGGGAACAUGGAGCGACCGGUGCGCUACAUUCGAAAACCCAUCGACUACACGCUGCUGGAUGAUGUGGGACACGGUGUCAAGUGGCUUAAGGCCAAGCAACACGGGAACAAUGCGGCAGGCCGAGGAGGGACCAUUUCCAGGACUAACCCACCCACGCAGAAACCUCCGAGUCCCCCCAUGGCUGGCCGCGGGACCCUGGGGCGUAACACUCCUUACAAGACACUGGAGCCCGUGAAGCCUCCAGUGGUGCCCAACGACUACAUGACGAGCCCGGCCAGACUGGGCAGCCAGCACAGCCCUGCACGCACAGCUUCCCUCAACCAGAGGCCCAGGACACACAGUGGCAGCAGUGGUGGGAGUGGUGGGAGGGAGAACAGUGGAGGCAGUGGAGUCGGUGUUCCUCUUGCAGUUCCUACUCCAUCUCCUCCCAGUAUGGGCCAAGUGGCGACAUCGUCAGCCUCGGUGCCUCAGGGCCCCGGCCUGGGUCCGAUCCCCAUGUCCCAGUUCGGCACCAUCUCCCGCCAAAUUUCCCGUCACAACUCCUCCACCACCUCCUCAGCUUCCAUGGUGUCGGCUACCGGCACCUACCGCCGUGCACCUUCCGUCUCCUCCCAGCAGCCCCACAUCAACGGGGGCCCGGCGUACCCUCAGAACUCAGUGUCUGUGGCUCCUCCACCUCCUCCUCCCAUGGUCCAGCUGACCCCACAGAUCCCUCUGACCGGCUUUGUGGCCAGAAUGCAGGAGAGCAUAACAGACAGCCCUGCUCCUCCUCCCCCGCCUCCCCCAGAGGACAUGGGUGUGUUUGAGGAGCCUGCUCCCCCUCCUCCUCCUCCACCUGUGGACUACGAGGAAGAGGAGGCUGCUGUGGUUCACUACAGUGAUCCAUACGCUGAUGGAGACCCCCACUGGGCCCCCAAGGCUUAUCUAGAGAAAGUCGUGGCCAUCUACGACUACACCAAGGACAAGGAGGAUGAGCUCUCCUUCAUGGAAGGUGCCAUCAUCUACAUAAUCAAGAAGAACGAUGAUGGCUGGUUCGAAGGCGUCUGCAACGGCGUCACCGGACUCUUCCCUGGAAACUACGUGGAGUCCAUCAUGCACUAUGCUGACUAAAACAAAAACAAAAAACAAAUCCCACCCAUAUUGGCACUGUAGUUUUUGAACAGAAGCAAAACCGUGAAGAUGUACAGAUGUAUGCAGUGAUAGCAGUUCAUACAACUCCUGUUUUGAAUGAAGUGCCAUGGUGAAGUAUUAUUUUCUUUUGGGGAAGGGGGGCCUUGUGCUUGCACGGUUUUGGUCUGCUUCAAAAAAAGAAAAAAAGAUUAAGUGUUGCACAAAGAAGGAGAGCGUUGGAGCUUCGCUCGGCCGGGGUCUUAGUUUACAAGGGGGGUGAAAGGAAGGAGAUAAAGGCCUUUUUUUCUACUACUGUCACGUCUUUGGAGCAUCUUCAAACUACAACAAUCACAUUUUGCCCCACAAGCAAUUACAUGCAAUCAGAAUUGGUGUUAAUUUAUGUAAAUGCAACCAAAAUUGACAGUGUUUUCCAGUAUGUAGAUCCAGCUCCAGUUUGACAUAAUGAAGCCAGAUGCUCCCCCCCUUUUAUUUGAACUGUAGACCGUCAGACCAACUCUUCCCUCCUUUCAGAAACAUCCAUCUUACUUUAUCAAAAAGGACAAACAAGCAUCAACAAGUGCAUUAGGACACGACUGAAUGUUCUAUGCUGUCGAUGUCCGAAUCACGAGAUGUUUAAACGAGGGGAAAAAGGCAACCUGGAGUUGUGUAUUCACUAUGCUCUGUGUCGGUGGGGUUGUAAAGGGGUGAAGUGAGUGUAUAAAACGCAUUACGAAAAAAAAAGAGGAAACAGUUCCGUCUGUCUGGUGGAGUUUUUUCUGUUCUCUAACUUGUAUAUAAACUGUAAUGUGAGAAGCUGCCAGUACAGUACAUUUGUCAGUGUGUUUCACCAGUGUUUCCAUCGGCGUCAGUGGGGGUGGUGCCAAGAUUGUUUUUAUUCGUCGUCGUUUCUUUUUUACUUGAAUAUUAAUUUUAUUCAUCACUCACAGUGCCAUUUUAACUGGUUGUGUAGAAACAUUUAUUUUUCUAUGUCCAGUCACGACUAUAUCAUUUUGAUCACUGUGUCCAGUGAUGCUGUCCAGCUACUGUAGCAGAGCUCCCGAUGUGUUGCAUCGCUUCUAAAAGAGAAGCACAGGAAGGACAAAUUAGUGUGUUUUCAUGUCGUUUUCCUGGUUUUUUUUGUGUGUGUUAUAGCUGCACUGAUUAGUUAUCAAUGACUGUGAUGACUUUGAUUUCCGUCACGACUUCGAUCGCAACCCCAGAGUUGCUGCCUGAGAAACUAACCUUCAGUUUAAUCUUUCAACGGUUGCUGGUGUGGUGCUUUACAUUGGUGCUCCAAAACCAUAAUCACCAACCCAAACAACCUCAAGAACAAGACUGCUCUGCGUAGAAAUGUAACAGAUGACUUCAGUCUCUUAAAGGUGAACAUUGAUCGUUUUGAUUGUAAUCUUCAAUCACUUCUGCAUUGUAGUGAAUGUAGGCGACCCAGCAGUUAUGUUCUCCAGCUAGAAUCAGUUCCCUGUUCAUGUUUUGUUUUUUGUUUUUUUUGUCCAGAGUCUGUGCUACACAUGAAUGACUCCUGUUAACUUGCAGUGAAGGAAUGAAUUUCAAUCCAUAGGUCUUAAAAAGCUAACGUGUUUCCGAUUUCUACUACAAAAUAAGAUGCCUGCUCUUACGAAGUGAUUGUUGGUGCAAGUAAAAGUCGCCGUCAAAUAUCAUUGAAGCUAAUGCCUGAUCUCAGAAUACAUGUUUGUAACAUAAUCAUGCGUGCUUCGGAAGUAAUGGGCAUUGAAGUUUUAUUUUGAAAGGGAUCUAGAGGUAACAUCUUCAGGUUUCUAGACGGACAUUCAUAUGAACCGUACUCAUUCAGCCGCUGUGCAUGAAACCAUCCAGACGUCAUUACAGUGAAGGAUUUGCCACUACAUCCCAUUCUUGAUUGUAUUUUUUCCAUCAUGAGGUAAUUUUUUGUGAGAGAAAAAAGUAACUUUUUCUACCUAAUGUAUUUCUAGCUUUGCAUUCUUUUUAUGUCUGAGACUGCUGAGGAAGGUUCGCUAGCAGUUUUUAUGUCAAGGAUUUAUUUAUACUUUUUUCAUAGUGAAAAUCAUAAGACAACCACUGACGCGCAGAACUUUGUAAUGUUUACCACUGUAACGUCUAGCAUUUCAGGGCAUCACAGGUCAAGGCGCCUUUCUUUGAUGUGUGUUUUCUUAUGAUCAAAUGGAAAUGAAAAAGGAGAAAAAAAAACAUCCGUAACUUAAAUGUUCAUGGGAACAGAAUCUGAUAUUUGUCUUCUCCUCUCAGUUUGUACAUAGGAUGUGUUCAUUGAAAUGUAUGUACAGUCUUUUUGUAAUAAACCGCUCAUUGAAACAUGACUAAA
Messenger RNA from Amphiprion ocellaris (clown anemonefish), 3927 nucleotides. RefSeq names its product abl interactor 1-like. The transcript is spliced from 11 exons. The record is from RefSeq and is a predicted model, not a curated record. Lineage: Eukaryota; Metazoa; Chordata; Actinopteri; Pomacentridae. Gene Ontology annotation, molecular function: SH3 domain binding. Gene Ontology annotation, cellular component: lamellipodium; intracellular anatomical structure. Bases 102 to 1592 code for a protein of 496 amino acids.